GUGUAUUCUUCAGUUACAGUUGACUUGAUGACAGUAGGAUAUUAUUUCUCUCCGCUUCUUGUUAAGGUCUAGUGUGGCUGCAAUAAGGAUUGCUAUUCAGUGUUUUCCUGUUUCUACUAAGACAUUACAUUGAAUUAUGAAGUGGUUAAUAACGAUCGGCCUUCUGGCCCUUUGCUCUAUGGUCAGCGGACAUGUACAACCGACGUGCGAACCAUUUUUUGUUUAUAAUAACGGCAGCUGUUACAGAUUAACAGGAGGACAAAGCUACACAUCUACAGGAGUGAGGAUACGUCUUGAAGGAAUGCCAUUCAUGCAAGCUAACACGUACUGUAAGACCCUGCACCCUGAUGCUCAUCUCGUCGUCAUCAACGACGCCGUCGAACACGCUUACUUAUUUGAUAUGUUCUACGGUUUAGAGCCCAUCGAGACGUGGGUUGGUCUCUUCUAUAACGCUACUACUUUGGCAUGGGAAUGGAUAAAUGGUGACCCAGCAUAUUACCAACCAUGGGAGCCCUUCUACGGAGAACCCUUGAUCCUCGCUGAGGGCGGUGCAGUCAUGUUCAUGAGUGAGGUCAUCACGGCGCAGACCACGCUGCAAUACGGAUACGGUCUUGAGUGCUCCGAUUACCUGGUCACAGAGAUGCGCGAAGAGCCUCUUCCAUUCAUCUGCGAGUACUCCGUGACCUUGACAGAAGUCAAUACGACGUUCGUUGAUACAAACACGACAGCGACUCCGAACACGACAGCUAGUAGUAAUACCACCACGUUUUCGCCCUAUUUUACCAAUCCUCCUCCAACGAUGGCACCUCAGGUUCUCUUCCAGCAGAAUGCCCGACCGAUGCCGUUGUCCAAUCCUGGUAAGUUUGGCUUCAUGAAGGAGGUUACGGCUGAGGACAGGAAACGUGCACGUCCCGCUUACAGUGGACCCAUGGCCUACAACCAAAGAGGACCACAACGGAAUAAUGGCUAUCCAUACAUGGCCUUCCCGUAAAACAACUCUGGUCCUCCUGGACCCCAUCUUACAGAGACCUGAGAUAAAUAUAGGUCCCGUUUCAUAAAGAUUUGUUAUAAUAACAAUAGUACUAUCGACCAAUCACAUUGAAGGAUUUCAGUAGCUUUUAACUGUUAUUACAAAUUUGUUAUUAUAGCAAGUUUUAUGAAACGGGACCCUGAUCAAUCUCAACUAUGGAAAUCCAUCAAUAAAAGAAAUCUUUGGAUAGGAAAUGUACACGAAAUCACUUUGAAGCAAAGACGGACACACCGAUAUCUGUCGAGACAAUAAUGCAUGUAACAGCGCAUUUAGAAAAAACUGAAAUGAUGUAUGCAUUCUAGAUGUUGGCAUUGCUGGCUUUCCAUUGCUGCAAUCGAUUGGAUCAGUCCUAAAUCUUUGUAAGACGGGACUCAGAACUGUUUUACUCGAUUAGAUUAUGAAGAAAAGAUUGAAUCAAAUCCCUGGGGAGCGUUUCACCAACUUUCUGGUCUGACAGGUUGUCAGAUCUGAAAACUAUCCUUGAUUUUGAUUGGCUCAGAAGCCCAGUUCCUAUGGUAACUGUCGGAUAGAACAGGACUUAUCGGGUAAAACGUCCGACAAGUCAUUUCGUGAAACGCUCCUCCGGAAAACACUCUAAACGCCGUUGGUAAUUUGAAGUAUGGUGUUGAGGGUGUUUGUGUAGAGAGUACGAGUCGGGCUGCCUAAGCUAGCACCGAUAACAUAUUUUUUGUGAAAAAAAUGGAAAGUGAACAUGGACUUAUGAAAUGAUACCAAUUGUGUGAUUGCUGGAAAUGAAAUGAUGUGAUGCGACAUCAUUGCCAUCCUCAACAAAAGUUUGUGUUGCGAGCUAUUUUAAUCUUCCUAGCAGCACCUGUCUGUAGGCCUAACAUUCCUCAUUCCAAACAUCAGCCUUCAAAAUCGAACUUGAAAUCACUUGUACCAUACCCCCUAUGGCCCGAAUUCUCGAAAGGUGGCUAACUUAGCCCAUGGGCUAAAUCGCGUCAUUUGACGUCAUUUAGCCCACCGGGCUAAAUUUUGCAUUUCUCGAAGCUCGGCUAUGUUAGCCCGGGCCCCGGGCUAAGUUAGCCACCCUUCGAGAAUUCGGGCCAUUGAAGUUAGCAACAUGUUGUUCAUUGUUCAUUCCGCAAGUUGUUUUAAUCGGGGAGAGGGCGGCUUCUUACGAAAUACACUUAGACAGAUAGAUGGGCGGGAACAAACAGUGUUGUAGGACUCGAGUCCAAAUUUGUAGGACUCGGAACAGCCGAACUCGGACUCAAGAGCAAAAGACUCUGACUCGCAAUACAUGCAUGUCCCACAGAUAUGACAAGAAUUUGAUAUGUACAUGAAAGAUGCGACUAAAUUUACAAUUCUUUCAUUCUUAUCUAUGGCCUAAUUAAUAUAGAAAUUUUAUCUCGAUUAAUAGAGGCUGACUUGUGAUUUGAUACUGAAAAAUAAUAAUGUAUCCUACUUUAAUAAAUCUUCAUUUGCUGCAUUUUUUGUAUGCUUAAAGUGUAGAUUUUCAAUGAUUGUUAUGUUCUCCUUUUCUAUCAAUAACAAACAAACAAAAGAUUUAUGUUAUAUAACGAUACAAGACUAAUAUUACGCGAACCAUUAUUUAAAUAUAAAAUCAAGUUAUUGGUAUUUAACAGGAAUAGAAGGAUAUUCAAUUGAAUAUAAUAAAUGCUAACGAUAUUGUUAACCAAAACUAAAAUGACAUAUCCAUGUGGAGCAGGGAGGGGGGGGGGGGCUUGUCCCUUGUCUCUCCCUAUUUUCCAACUUUACAAACUGACACCUGAAAUUUAUUUUGAAAAUGGAGACUUUCUCUACCAAUCAGCUCGGUCGCCUCGCUCGCUCUUUACGUCAAUAGGAGGAACAAUGGUAGAUGAUGAUAAUGAUUAGUAGUUAAAUAUAGUAAUAAUAAUAUUUUGUAUUUGGUUGAUAUUUAUGUCAGCUGAAAAUUAGUCUUUCACGGGUAUUCCUUUUUUGGAAUAAAGUCUUUCAUCAAAAAUGAAAAUAAUUAUACCCAUACUUUGAAAUAAUUCUAUUCAAAUUCAAAUCGGUAACUCAUCAGAAGGGUAUGCACUUAAUGGAAUCUUUAUUGAAGAAAUGAAAUCUUUUGUUUUCUCAAGACAAGUAACGUGUCAAUCAAAGAAUAGAAUGUAUUCAUCUGACACGAAUUUUAAUAGAAAGUCCAUCAAGCAUAAAUCUGAUUUAAAUUUGAAUAGAUCAAGUUGUUAUUAGAGUGUAAAAGAUAUCAUAUAUGAUGGGUGUUUCAUAACGCUGUUCAUGAAUUUACGCAAGACUGGAACAUGUUUUUGGAACAAGUGAGUUACACAGGGAUAUUACAUACAGCGGGAGAAUGGACACCAGCUGUGCAUGUAGUCGUUCGUAACUUAUCAACAGCUUUAUGAAACACCACCUUGUAUGAAUAUAUUUGAAUUUAUCUAAAUGAUAUUAAUACUAAAUGAAAGCUGCCACAUUUAUUCGACAACAGAUAUAUGGACUAGUCACAUUGAAGAAAUAUGCUUAUUUUCAGUUGGUCUAUAGUGCCAAUUCAUCCAAUUACCAACUCGUCUUCUAUCAGUUGGUCUACCAUCUAUUCGUGCAAUAUCCACAGGGUCUAAUUGCUAUUUCUUCCACUCAUCAUUUCGUCUAAUAGCCAGUUGGUCCAAUACCCAUUUAGUUCACUUUUGUCUAAUUGGACUAAUUCUUUAUUGAGCGAAAUGUAUUAAAAUGAAAUGGGUAUUAGACCAACUGGUUAUGAGACGAAAUUAAAAUAGACGAACUGGUGAUUGGACGAAAUGAUUAUUGGACCAAAUAGUUAUUAGGGUUAGUUAUUUUUGUAUGACUAUACCCAUGUUGUGUGAUUAUACAUAUCAACGAACGUAGAGGGCAGCAACACACGGCAGUCGUUUACGUUCGUUGAUAAUACCUUUUUAUUAAACUGUUCACAUCAUUAUGUAAUCAAGAUAUAUUGUCAAAUGUUUUAUUUUUCUGUAAAUUUAAUAUGUCUAUCGUAUGUCAAAUAAAGAUAUUGUACAUACUUCGA
Messenger RNA from Lytechinus pictus (painted urchin), 4040 nucleotides. Its product is annotated as 30 kDa spicule matrix protein-like. The transcript has 2 exons. The record is from RefSeq and is a predicted model, not a curated record. NCBI's taxonomy places the organism in Eukaryota, Metazoa, Echinodermata, Echinoidea, Temnopleuroida, Toxopneustidae. Bases 137 to 991 code for a protein of 284 amino acids.